AUGACCAUAUUGGUUAUAAUUGUGCAGUUUAUCAGCAUACAAGCCCUGACAAGGGAAGCCGAAUAUAACGCUGUUAAAGACACAAAUUUAACCACAAUGCCCAUCGGUGAAGAGUUUGACCAAGUCAGUCUUAUGGCCUGCGCCUCAAGUUGUAUAAGUUCCAACAAAACGUGCUACAGCUACAUAUACAAUGAAACCACAAGACAUUGCAGACUGGGUUCCUGGGUAGUCUCCCUUAAUGCUUUUCAACAAAAAGUUCAGGGACAACUUUUCUCUAGUGGAAAGUUCUGUAACACAACCAGAAACUUUACAGUCCAGUCUGAUGGUUCCAUCUCCUAUACAGAUUUCUUGUUUUGUACAGACCUAGAAGUAGGUAGCUGUACCCCCCGACCUGUGGUGACCCUACAUUCUGGACGUCAGGUCAUGUGUGACACAGUGACAGACGGUGGAGGAUGGACCAUUUUCCAAAGACGUGUUUCUGGGACAGUAGAUUUUUACAGGAACUGGACCGAAUACAAAAGUGGGUUUGGCGAUUUCAAUUCAGGUAAUUUUUACCUGGGUAAUGAGAACAUUUAUCUCUUAACGACAAAAAACAGAACAGAACUGAGAGUGGAUAUGAUCUUCAAUGGAACAAAUUAUUUCGCCAAGUAUUCCAGCUUCAACAUUUCUAGCGAGACAGACGGCUACAGGCUAUAUGUUGGAGGCUACACAGGAAAUGCCGGGGACAAGCUAGCUGAACACAAUGGUAUGAAAUUUUCAACGUUUGACCGGGAUAAUGAUAAGUACAGCGGUAACUGUGCAUCUUAUCACAAAGCGGCGUGGUGGCACAACGCUUGUUAUAGCUCUAGUCUCAACGGUAUUUGGGGAUAUUUGGGGUCCAGGGGUAUCAACUGGCUACCAAACUACAACGCAACGUUCAGUGAAAUGAAAUUUAGAUAUACUUUAUAA
Physella acuta is the source of this 948-nucleotide messenger RNA. RefSeq names its product fibrinogen-like protein A. The record is from RefSeq and is a predicted model, not a curated record. NCBI's taxonomy places the organism in Eukaryota, Metazoa, Mollusca, Gastropoda, Physidae.